This is a messenger RNA of Paramecium octaurelia, 477 nucleotides long. The record is from the annotation of a GenBank genome assembly. Lineage: Eukaryota; Ciliophora; Oligohymenophorea; Peniculida; Parameciidae.
AUGGGGUGUGCAUGUUAAUGUUUAUCAAUUGCAUCCAAACAAAAGUAAAAUAAUUGUGGUGAAGAAAGUGAAUGCAACUCAAUUAAAAAGCCAAUUUUUGAGCAUCCAAGACCGAUGUUAGAUUCUGUGAGUUCAAUUUCCUCGUAUUCAGAUGAAUAUUCUUCUCGCCCUUUGCAAACGGUUGGUUAAAUAUAAACGUAGGAUUGGAUUUACCUUAAUAAGAGUGAUAAUAUGUUUAUGGACAGAAGAGUUAAUAGGAGAUUAAAUGAAAACAGCUUGAGUCCGCUCCAAAAGGAAUAUCAAAAUACUUUUUCUGAUUUGUCUGUGGAAUUGAUUACUGAGGAUCAAGUAAAAUUGCUAAUCCCAACCAAAAUCAAAAGGUGUUCGAAUAGAAGAAGGAUUACCUCUAAGGUAGAUUUAUUAAACAAGGUAAAAUAAAUGAAGUACCAAGAAAAAUUUAAAAGAAGAAAGACUUGA